AUGGCACAUGAAAUUCUGAAGAAAUUGCCCGAAGAUGUGAUUAUUUAUAUACUUUUCAGGCUUCCAGUAAAAUCACUCAUUCGAUUUAAGUGCAUCUCUAAAACUUGGUACAUUCUCAUUCAAUCCUCGACAUUCAUCAACCUCCACCUCAACUGCAGUAAAACUGCUAAAGAAGAAUUCAUUAUCUUCAAGCGCUCUUUACAAGUAGAUCCUUAUCAACAUAAAACUAUAUUGUCUUGUCUUUUUGGUGAUGAUCUUAACCCCGUUUCACCAGAUCUAGAUGUGCCAUAUUUGGAAUCCACUUUUGUUAACGAUUAUGACCAAUUUAUUGGACCUUGUCAUGGUUUAAUAGCUUUGGCUAAUAUGAUUAACACCAUAUUAUUUAAUCCAGCUACUAGAAAUUAUAGGUUGCUACCGCCUUGCCCUAGUGAUGCUCCACAAGGUUUUCGAUGUUCUGUUGAUGGUGUUGGGUUUGGAUUUGACUCGAUGGCAAAUGACUACAAGGUAGUUAGGAUUUCUAAAGUUUAUAAUGAUCCUCCUUAUAGGGACCCAUAUUCAAGAGAGCAAAAAGUUGAGGUAUAUGAUAUGAGCACUGAUUUCUGGAGAGAAUUAGAGAAUAUUGAUCAAGAUAUGCCUAGAAUUUAUUGGGCGCCUUGUUCUAUGGUAUUUUACAAGAGUGCUUGUUAUUGGCUUGCAAUUGGAUCGAAAGACAAAAUGAUAAUUCUCUAUUUUGAUAUGAGUACAGAGAUUUUUAACACUAUUAAUAUGCCUGAUACUUGCAAUUCCUACAAUGGACCACACUAUGGUUAGUGGUCUCUUUUAGUGGUCUUAAGAGACUCUAUAACAAUGCUUCGUUACCCUAAUUCAAAUCUGGAAUAUGAUCCAGCACAAGAUUUAAUGCAAAUCUGGAUAAUGAAAGAGUAUGGGUUGUAUGAUUCUUGGAUGAAGAUAUACACAAUUAGACCUCUUCUUAUUGAAUCUCCAUUACUAAUUUGGAAGGAUUAUCUGAUGCUUUGCGAAAGCAGAGAGGGUUCUUUAAUUUCCUAUGAUCUAAAGUUGGAUAAAAUCCAAGAAUUCAAUUUACAGGGUUGUCCGACAAGUUUGAGAGCACUAUGUUACAAAGAAAGCAUGAUACAGAUUCCAUGUGAAAGCAAGGAUAGUGCACAAGUUCAAUUUUUCUAG
This is a messenger RNA of Solanum stenotomum, 1182 nucleotides long. Its product is annotated as F-box protein CPR1-like. Lineage: Eukaryota; Viridiplantae; Streptophyta; Magnoliopsida; Solanales; Solanaceae. Gene Ontology annotation, molecular function: protein binding. The record is from RefSeq and is a predicted model, not a curated record.